Periophthalmus magnuspinnatus is the source of this 2385-nucleotide messenger RNA. Its product is annotated as ecto-NOX disulfide-thiol exchanger 2-like. Gene Ontology annotation, cellular component: external side of plasma membrane; plasma membrane. Gene Ontology annotation, molecular function: RNA binding; protein-disulfide reductase activity. The coding region runs from base 176 to 2209 and encodes 677 amino acids. Gene Ontology annotation, biological process: ultradian rhythm. The transcript has 15 exons. Lineage: Eukaryota; Metazoa; Chordata; Actinopteri; Gobiiformes; Gobiidae. The record is from RefSeq and is a predicted model, not a curated record.
CUCCAGUCCUCAGCUAAAAGACCCGCUUCCACUGGCUGCUCUCAUUGCAGUCCAGUCUGCCAAGCGGAGCGCAACGGACUGAGCGCGCACACACCGCAUCCUCUCACGGAUUUACAUCGUUCAUUUCGCCUUCAAGCAAAGCAGCAAUUGGAGUCACAUCUUUCCGUUUUGGACAAUGUUUCUCCUGCAGUACACAGGACUCAACUCUCUGCCCUUUGACCCUGCGACCAGCUCAGAUCCUCUGCAGUUCAACAGUUCCCUGGUGAGCGAGUGUCCUCCUUUAGAGAACGGAGCAGAGAACAGCAAGAAGAGGAAGAGGUCCACUCUGCCUUCAGCAGAAGUGAUCCACAACUUGCCCAUGGACUCCAGCCCGAUGGCAAUGCCCAUGUCAGAUCCCAGUGCCUGGGCCACAGCCAUGAACAAUCUGGGGAUGUCUCCUCUGGGACUGAGCACACAGACUCUAGUGCCAGACUAUGAGCCAAAUGUGGGCCUGAUGCCUGACUUCAGCCCCAUGAAUCCACUCAUGCCUGGUCUGGGUCUGGUACCAGAUGUCCCUGUCGUCAAGGAGAUCAUCCACUGUAAAAGCUGCACUCUGUUCCCUCCCAACCCCAAUCUCCCCCCUCCAGCCACCAGGGAGCGCCCACCUGGAUGUAAGACAGUGUUUGUGGGCGGUUUGCCAGAGAAUUCCACAGAGCAGACCAUUGAGGAGGUCUUUGGUCCAUGCGGAGAGAUCAUCGCCAUCCGCAAAAGCAAGAAAAACUUCUGCCACAUUCGCUUUGCAGAGGAGUUCACUGUGGACAAGGCUCUUUUCUUAUCUGGUUACCGCAUCCGCAUGGGCUCCAGCACAGACAAGAAGGACAGCGGGCGUCUCCAUGUGGACUUUGCCCAGGCCAGAGACGACUUGUACGAGUGGGAAUGUCACCAACGCAUGUUAGCCAGAGAGGAGAGGCACCGGCGCAAGAUGGAGGAGGAUCGACUGAGACCGCCUUCCCCUCCUCCCAUCGUCCACUACUCGGACCAUGAGUGCAGCCUGCUGGGGGACAAGAUCAAAGACGAUGUGAAGUUUGCUGAGGCGGUGCGGGUGCUUCUGACCUGGCUGGAGCGAGGUGAAGUCAAUCGCAGAAACGCCAACAACUUCUACUCUAUGAUCCAGUCGUCCAACAGCCACAUCCGCAGACUGAUGAGUGAGAAAGCCCAGCAUGAGAAGGAGAUGGAGGAGGCCAAGGAAAAGUUCAAGAGUGCACUGGCCGGGAUACUGGGCCAAUUUGAACAGAUUGUGUCUGUAUUCCAAGCUGCUUCCAAACAAAAGGCAUGGGACCAUUUCUCCAAAGCUCAGCGCAAGAACCUGGACGUUUGGCGCAAGCAAGUACAGGAGAUCAGAAACAUGCACAAUGACGAGCUGAUGGGGAUCAGGCGAGAGGAGGAGAUGGAAAUGUCUGACGACGACAUGGAAGAUCUCCCCAGCAGCAAACUCUCAGAGGACUCAGUUGUAUCCCAAGCUGAAGCCUUGAAGGAGGAGAAUGACUCUCUGCGCUGUCAGUUGGACGCCUACAGGAACGAGGUGGAGCUCCUCAAGCAAGAACAGAACAAAAAUCAGCCCCAGAGAAGUGAAGAAGAGAAUACGCACUCACAGCAACUCAGCUUCCUCCAGCAAGCUCUACAGGGCAUGCAGACGCAACUCUUAAAAAUGCGUGAGGACUUGAAACAGCGUGAGUCAGAUCUGGAGAAGAGUUUGGACGACAAACAGCAGCUCAAGAAAGAAGUCCAGACCCUGAAGGAAGGUCUGCAAAAUCUACAGAAUCUACAACACACAGAGGGAAUGCAGCUGGAGACGUCGCAAGAAGACGACAGAGGCGCAGAGGAGAACGCUGAUCAAACCGCUGACGUGUCUGUAGCGUCCACAGUGGUGUCAUGCAGUCAGGAGAAAGAAGCUCCAACAGACAGGAGUCCACAGAGCCCUGUCCAGUCAGAGAGAGAGGCCCUGCUAGUCGGAAUCAUCUGCACGUUUCUGCACGUUCACCCGUUCGGAGCCAGCCUUGAGUACAUCUGCUCCUACCUGCAGCGUCUGGACUCCAAGAUCACCACGAGUGAAGUGGAGGCACUGCUCUCGCGGCUGCCCUGCACCUUCAGACAGGAGCUGACUGGAGUAGGAGCCAGUUUAGAGAAACGCUGGAACUUCUGUGGAUUUCAGGGCAUCAACAGUUUAUAGACUACUCCCCAACAAGGAAACAUGGGACAUUAUUCUGGUACGAAAGACUGACCGAACUGAACAGGGGGCUGACAACCUGGAGACCAUCCUUCUUAAAACUUAAACCUCUUGUUUAGAUGUUUAUGCCAUUUGUAAAACUAAAUAAAUGAAUUUAAUUAUUGUUGACUGCUUUAGUG